Prunus armeniaca (apricot) is the source of this 207-nucleotide messenger RNA. The record is from the annotation of a GenBank genome assembly. NCBI's taxonomy places the organism in Eukaryota, Viridiplantae, Streptophyta, Magnoliopsida, Rosales, Rosaceae.
AUGCCAAAACACCAGUAUUUUGGGGCAAAAUCAAAGGACAGGCAAACCACACAGAUCCGAAGUAGAUCUGAAAACUCCAAUCUGCAAAUCAGAAACACAAAACCAAACAAAGAAAACAAAGAGGGAGGGGAGGGGCGAGUAGAAGGAGAAGAUGAGGAAGGGGGGAAAGGGAUUGGAGGGGAGAGGAGGGAUGCUGGAAUUCCUUAG